UGGAGCUCGCGCGCGUGACAGACAGCGGCUCUCGUCACGAUCACAUGACAUGACCAAGCACCUGGCUACUUCCUGUAUUCCUCUGCUAGCCGACUCUGCUAGAGACUGCGACCUACUGUGCCAUCCGAGAUGCUGGCCCUCAUCAACAGACUGCUAGACUGGUUCAGGUCGCUGUUCUGGAAGGAGGAGAUGGAGCUCACGUUAGUGGGGCUCCAGUACUCCGGGAAAACCACCUUUGUCAACGUGAUUGCCUCGGGUCAGUUCAGUGAAGACAUGAUCCCCACAGUCGGCUUCAACAUGAGGAAGGUCACUAAAGGCAACGUGACGAUAAAGAUAUGGGACAUAGGAGGACAGCCCCGCUUCAGAAGCAUGUGGGAGCGCUACUGCAGAGGAGUCAAUGCAAUCGUAUACAUGGUGGAUGCAGCAGACCGGGAAAAAAUAGAAGCUUCCAGAAAUGAGCUGCACAACCUUUUAGAGAAGCCGCAACUACAAGGAAUUCCUGUUCUAGUCCUGGGAAACAAGCGAGACUUACCCAGCGCGCUCGACGAGAAGCAGCUGAUUGAAAAAAUGAACCUUUCUGCUAUUCAGGACAGAGAGAUCUGCUGCUACUCUGUUUCCUGCAAAGAGAAAGACAACAUAGAUAUCACGCUGCAGUGGCUCAUCCAGCACUCAAAGUCACGGAGAAGCUGAAGGCGAAGGCUUGGUUUGUCCUCCUCUUCCUCUCCUCCAGCUACAGCUCAGACGCCUCCCCUCCCCGGUCCCGGGUCCUCACCGGUCUGCCCCUUCCACUGCCUCUGUGAAAUAUUCCAGCUCUGUGCUCACCUCCACCUCCCAUCGUCCUCUGGAGUCCUGCUUCUUCCCGCCUCAUCAUUACCAGUCGAAGACGCGCCGCGCGUCUCUUUUCGUUCGUCCCGGCGGGACACAUAAACAUGUGAUUGUACUUUCAAAUUGUUCUUUGCCAAACGAUGAUGGUUGCUUCUGCUGAUGCCUUUGAUUCCUCUUAGCUUUUGGUUUUGCUGGCAGGCGGAGGCGUCCGCUUUAAUCGGGCAAAACUGGCCUCGGUUUACACAAAAAAAGGGUUCACAGGACGGUUGUGUCUAAGGCAAAAACAAAAGAAAUCCUGAGCAAAAUUUUAAGUGCCUUCGACUAUGAGAGCGUCCCAAUCGGAGAGCUGUGGCUCCUCCUCCGACCUGCUGUUAUCCCUCAGCCCGCGGUUCAGACCACCUCUUGACAAUCUCAUGUUUUGUAAUUAAAUGAGCUCACUAGAAUGUCUGGGAAGUGGUGCUCCAAUUUGAGCUGAUGAGAAAAGUUACACUUCUGGGUGAAUUGGUGUGCAGUUUGGAGAUUUUGGCCACUUUGGGCAUGUCGACACAGGCAGCAGAGGUCACCAUGUUGAUCCGCUUUUGCCUCAACCCUGUCCAGGAGCAGCACGGGUUUUGCUCCGUCAAUCAAUAAUUCAGAGGCCAAUGAAUGUCCAGAUCUGCAGAGUCCAGCCCCUCCCUCUUCCUCUUUGAUCAUUUUAAUCAAUCACGUCAAUUGCUCGGACCACAGCCGCAUUGAGGGCAGCGGGUUGUUCUGCAGAAAGCUGUUUGGUGUCAUGAUUUGUACGUGCAUGUGCUUAUCCACGUUCUAUUGCAGAUUUGUAAAUAAAGACGUUAGCCUUUUUAUUCAGACAUACUGAUGUAGAUGUCAUGCAUUCUCUCCCUGUGACUGCUAAUAAAUGUGUUUUUAUUUUUAAG
Molecule: messenger RNA, 1739 nt
Organism: Oryzias melastigma (Indian medaka)
Lineage: Eukaryota; Metazoa; Chordata; Actinopteri; Beloniformes; Adrianichthyidae
Product: ADP-ribosylation factor-like protein 8B
Exons: 7
Coding region: 130-690 (186 amino acids)
Biological process (GO): anterograde axonal transport; protein transport
Cellular component (GO): lysosomal membrane
Molecular function (GO): GTPase activity; GTP binding
Source: RefSeq, a predicted model, not a curated record